UUCCACUUCCACUCACCUCCUUCUUGCCACCACCACCACCUCCCCCUGGACGCGCUUUCAUCAUCUCCUCUCUUUCAUCCAAAAUACCCUUUCCCCCCUUGAAACCGAUUCCUCCCUUAUUAUGGCCAUGGCAUCAACCCCGCGCUCUAUUCCCCUGACCUGCUCUGGACACACGCGUCCAGUUGUCGACCUCCAGUUCUCGAGGGUCAUGUCCGACGGCACCUACUACAUGAUCAGUGCUUGCAAAGAUGGCAAUCCCAUGCUGAGAGAUGGCCAGACAGGAGACUGGAUUGGAACAUUUAUCGGACACAAAGGUGCAGUCUGGAGCGCGCGUAUGAGUACCGAUGUCACUAAAGCUGUUACCGCCUCGGCCGACUUCACAGCUAAAGUUUGGGACACAUACACGGGCGACAUCCUUCACUCGUUCCCUCACCAACACAUUGUUCGUGGAUGCGACUUUUCCGGAGAUGGUAGCCGCAUCGUCACAGGAGGCAUGGAAAAGAAACUGAGGAUCUUUGACUUGAACAGAGAGGAUCUCGCGGGCCAGCCCUUGCUCGCCGCAGACGGACAUUCCUUAAUGAUUAGGAACGUUGUCUGGGAUGGCGCACGGAAUAUGAUCCUGAGCUCGGGCGAUGACAUGGAGAUCAGGGUAUGGGAUCCUCGUACCUUCAACCAGGUGCACUCUUGCAAGAUGGAUGGACCCAUUGCUUCGAUGGAGUUGUCAGCAGAUGGACAGUACAUCACCUCAACCACUGGAAAAUCGGUCUACUUCUGGGAUGCCCAGACUUACACACUGAGGAAGCACAUCAAGACGGAAUAUGACGUUUCGGCAGUCUCGCUUCAUCCAAACCACACCCGUUUCGUUGCCGGUGGGUCUUCGGAUCUGUGGGUCCGCAUCUACGAUUUCGAGUCGGGCCGUGAGCUUGAGGUCUACAAGGGUCACCAUGGACCCGUUCACACGGUCAGUUACAGCCCCGAUGGAGAGCUGUAUGCCACAGGAUCGGAGGACGGCACCAUUCGGUUGUGGCAGACAACACCAGGAAAGCGAUAUGGACUCUGGCAGGGCGAUGGUAACGAGGAUGCAUGAGGUCACUAAUGGCCAAGGAAGCUAGUUGCUAUGCAUGCAAAAUUCGCAGGGUCCUUUCGCUCUCGUUUUCGCGAAUGUAGGACAAAAGGAACGGUCUUGAGAGCGAGCACGCAGGAAUCACACGAGCAGACAUACAAGACAGACAGACAGACAGCACUCGCAGAAACCUUGAAAGAAAUAAACGAUUGUCU
This is a messenger RNA of Gamsiella multidivaricata, 1278 nucleotides long. RefSeq names its product WD40-repeat-containing domain protein. NCBI's taxonomy places the organism in Eukaryota, Fungi, Mortierellomycota, Mortierellomycetes, Mortierellales, Mortierellaceae. Gene Ontology annotation, molecular function: RNA binding; protein binding. Bases 122 to 1087 code for a protein of 321 amino acids. Gene Ontology annotation, cellular component: SMN complex. The record is from RefSeq and is a predicted model, not a curated record. Gene Ontology annotation, biological process: spliceosomal snRNP assembly. The transcript is spliced from 5 exons.